AUGGACCGUUGGACGCUCAGACCUCGGCACAGACAGCUCCACACUCUUCACUCUCGGAGCCUCACACAACACUGUGACAGACGUCUUCAUCCAGAGCACUGUGAGGAGAACCAUGGGGGCACCAUGGAGACGGGACACUACUGGUCUCAGCGGGACGUCCCAAACUGGUCUUACCCAGAGACUACGGCAACAUCUCAGUUUCCUUUUACCCUCGACCACGGAGCCCACGGAGCCUUCCCUCUGGAGCCCCAGGAGAGAGGGGCUCAGGCCGGAGUCUGGUCCUCCCACUCUGAGCUCUACAGACGGGACAGAACCAAGAGGAGCGACAGCUUCAGGGAGCUAGAGGCGUGGGCACUGCGCUACAGCCACUCACUGCCCAGACGGAGGCGGAUGGAGGCGGAGCUCAGGGGCGGCCUGCGAGAGCCCACGGACUCAAGAGAAAAGCAGGACGGAAAUAUGCAUCAAUUUACAUCAGGAGGCUCAGCGAGCAGACAAGCUUUGGACCACAGUCCACCCGGCCAAAACAUGGACACGAUCUCUUAUAAAACCAAGUUCUACCACCACCCGCCGCAUUACAGCGCCCCGCCCCCGUACAGGGUCCAAUCUCCAAAUGUUUUACAACAAAGAUAUGGAAAAGAAAGCUAUUUGGAGCCGAGUGAAUGGAACGAAGAGGAAGACGUCCGUGAGGCUCAUGGUCAAAGUCCAGACACAAAACUGGAGCUUCUCCAACCCCCGACUCGAGACCCCGACUUUACCCUUUUGGACUGUCCUUCAGUUGAAAAUCUCGCAUCUAAAGACGUCUGGGACCAGUCUGCGUCCGUUUGUCCAAGAGAAAACCAGGACGAGGGGAAUUGCCCACGGUCGCUGUGGGACGCCGUCAGUCGAAUCAGAAAACACACGGCUCCAGACUCAGAGAACGACGAAGAGGAGGAGCUCACGGACUCCUGGGACAAGGACAGCCUCCUAAAUAGGUUUGAAAAUAUCACAACAUCAAGUGACUUUUCAGCAUCAGAAGAAUGUGAGGAUUCCAUGGACCGAAGUGACUCACGGUGCAGCGGCAAGAGUCAGGAGUCAGACGGGACCAUCGUGGACGAGGACCUGGAUUCCAGAGAAAUGUGGACCGAGGACCUGGAUUCCAGAGAAAUGUGGACCGAGGACCUGGAGUCCAGAGAAAUGUGGACCGAGGAGCUGGAGUCCAGAGAAAUGUGGACCGAGGACCUGGAGUCCAGAGAAAUGUGGACCGAGGAGCUGGAGUCCAGAGAAAUGUGGACCGAGGACCUGGAGUCCAGAGAAAUGUGGACCGAGGAGCUGGAGUCCAGAGAAAUGUGGACAGAGGACCAAGAAACUGCAGCAGAACGAGACGAGACCGAAGAGGGUUCAAAUCUCGGAGGAACAGGAAGCAGACGAUCUGUGAUGAACGUAAACAAUCAGUGA
Molecule: messenger RNA, 1434 nt
Organism: Knipowitschia caucasica
Lineage: Eukaryota; Metazoa; Chordata; Actinopteri; Gobiiformes; Gobiidae
Source: the annotation of a GenBank genome assembly